This is a messenger RNA of Saccharomyces cerevisiae S288C, 939 nucleotides long. RefSeq names its product trifunctional aldehyde reductase/carbonyl reductase (NADPH)/glucose 1-dehydrogenase (NADP(+)) YPR1 (gene YPR1). The record is from RefSeq and is marked reviewed. Bases 1 to 939 code for a protein of 312 amino acids. Lineage: Eukaryota; Fungi; Ascomycota; Saccharomycetes; Saccharomycetales; Saccharomycetaceae. The transcript has a single exon. Gene Ontology annotation, cellular component: cytoplasm. Gene Ontology annotation, molecular function: alcohol dehydrogenase (NADP+) activity; aldose reductase (NADPH) activity; oxidoreductase activity. Gene Ontology annotation, biological process: arabinose catabolic process; cellular response to oxidative stress; D-xylose catabolic process.
AUGCCUGCUACGUUAAAGAAUUCUUCUGCUACAUUAAAACUAAAUACUGGUGCCUCCAUUCCAGUGUUGGGUUUCGGCACUUGGCGUUCCGUUGACAAUAACGGUUACCAUUCUGUAAUUGCAGCUUUGAAAGCUGGAUACAGACACAUUGAUGCUGCGGCUAUCUAUUUGAAUGAAGAAGAAGUUGGCAGGGCUAUUAAAGAUUCCGGAGUCCCUCGUGAGGAAAUUUUUAUUACUACUAAGCUUUGGGGUACGGAACAACGUGAUCCGGAAGCUGCUCUAAACAAGUCUUUGAAAAGACUAGGCUUGGAUUAUGUUGACCUAUAUCUGAUGCAUUGGCCAGUGCCUUUGAAAACCGACAGAGUUACUGAUGGUAACGUUCUGUGCAUUCCAACAUUAGAAGAUGGCACUGUUGACAUCGAUACUAAGGAAUGGAAUUUUAUCAAGACGUGGGAGUUGAUGCAAGAGUUGCCAAAGACGGGCAAAACUAAAGCCGUUGGUGUCUCUAAUUUUUCUAUUAACAACAUUAAAGAAUUAUUAGAAUCUCCAAAUAACAAGGUGGUACCAGCUACUAAUCAAAUUGAAAUUCAUCCAUUGCUACCACAAGACGAAUUGAUUGCCUUUUGUAAGGAAAAGGGUAUUGUUGUUGAAGCCUACUCACCAUUUGGGAGUGCUAAUGCUCCUUUACUAAAAGAGCAAGCAAUUAUUGAUAUGGCUAAAAAGCACGGCGUUGAGCCAGCACAGCUUAUUAUCAGUUGGAGUAUUCAAAGAGGCUACGUUGUUCUGGCCAAAUCGGUUAAUCCUGAAAGAAUUGUAUCCAAUUUUAAGAUUUUCACUCUGCCUGAGGAUGAUUUCAAGACUAUUAGUAACCUAUCCAAAGUGCAUGGUACAAAGAGAGUCGUUGAUAUGAAGUGGGGAUCCUUCCCAAUUUUCCAAUGA